AUGGCGAACGAAAUAAUGGCUGAACAACAAAAUAAACGAACAAUGGAGGCAUUAGAACGAAGAUUCGUUCAAGCAAAAGCUGAAAUUCAUCAUCAACAGCACAAGAACAAGAAAAUCAUUGUUACUACAACAAAAGCUUCAGAUGAAAACAACGUUGAACUCACUUCUCAUGGUAUCAAUUCUUCGCUUUCGUCUCUCAAAUCAAUAGAAACUUCCUCAGCUCCGUCAUCCAAAAAAGAUGUAGGCCAUAUAUCUUUUUCUGGCCAUACAUCUGCUCAAGGAUACCUUCAGAUAUCCCAUUCAGUAGACGAUAAUCUUCUAAAAAUUACCACCGAGAUUUCUAGUAAAAACAUGACUUCUAACGAUAUUUUGCACGAUCUUCUUCAACAUGGUGAUUCAGCGCAGAAAUAUAUGCAGGGGUCAAAAAAUGUGAAAGUUGAUAAUUGGAUUCCUCUUGAUAAUGUUGUUCAAAAAAGAAGCAUUGCUACUGGAGCUCGUAGUCGGGCUUUGCAGAGACGGUCAAAGAGAUCUAAAAGACAUAUGUCCAUAAAGCAGCAUAAGAAGUUUGGAUCAUUUGAUUUGCCUCAAGAGUCUCAUAAGUGA
Messenger RNA from Solanum dulcamara, 603 nucleotides. Its product is annotated as ribonuclease MRP protein subunit POP4-like. The record is from RefSeq and is a predicted model, not a curated record. Bases 1 to 603 code for a protein of 200 amino acids. Gene Ontology annotation, molecular function: ribonuclease P RNA binding. Gene Ontology annotation, biological process: tRNA 5'-leader removal; rRNA processing. NCBI's taxonomy places the organism in Eukaryota, Viridiplantae, Streptophyta, Magnoliopsida, Solanales, Solanaceae. The transcript is spliced from 4 exons. Gene Ontology annotation, cellular component: ribonuclease P complex; ribonuclease MRP complex.